UCGUAUUCUGUGUUCCUCUAAAUCUGAUAGCAAGCAGUCACGGUCAUGGUUUCCUUUCUGUUUAUGUCAUCACCUCAAGGAUCUCGGCAGCAGCAGCAUCUGCUUUUAACGAGGUAGUUCUUGUUUCUGUCUCUCUUGUCAGUUUUUGAGAUUCGAGAAUAUGUACAAUACAUACACAAACUCAGCGUGGUCGAUUAGAAGAGGAGGGUUUCACGAUCACUCCUACUUGCUCGCUGAGAGAUCUGAAAGAUACCCAUUUGCGGUAUCAUCGUCUUCGUCGAGAUUUUGUCGUGUUAAUCCUCGUUCAUGCUCUUGCUGUUGUUGUUGUUCGGCAUCGUCUUCAUCCUUUGUCAAGCCUCAGUUAUUCGUAAACCCCAGGUUCUUGCUUUAUGGGUUGAGCCAAUCCACCCUUAUUCGGUGGCCUUCGUUUCGGAGGAGAUUGUUGGUGGGUGGGAGUGACCGGCAUUUUGAUCGAUUUCUGGGUUGUGAAGACGAUGGGCAUCACUGUGAAGUUUCCUGUUCUAGCAGGGAGAGAUAUUGUGUUGGCGCAAGGAGGAAUCGGGGUUUUAGGCUUAGGGUUUCUGAAGAUCCACACGAAUGCUGUGAUGGAGAUGGUUUAGAUGAUGUGGAGGCGUUGAUUACGUUAUUGAGUGAGGAGGUUGUCCAUGGAUGCUCAUGUAGCAGGGAGAGAACUAGGAGCUCGGUUCGCAAAGUGGAAGAGAAAAAGAGGGUGAAGUAUGGUGGUGAGUUUGGUAGGGCAAAUGUGAGGCGGGUUGAAAUAGAAGAAAGAACUAAUUCUGGAAAUGGGAGAUCUACCUGGAAAAACAAGAGAGAUGAACCAGAGAGACGUGAGAAAGUAGGUAGAGAGGAAUAUCGGCGAAAAGAGAGAGCAGAAGAGGUGGGCGUACGAGAAAAUUAUGACUGUGAACAUUGUGGAAGAAGGAGAAAGAAAAGUUCGCAGUUGGAGAAUGGCUCGUGGCAAAGGCAUGCAUAUAAAUCAGAUGCUGUUGAAUCAAGAGGAGAAUCAUCUAGAAAGAGUGAGGAAAGAGAAGCUCGACCAACAAGGACAAAGAGCUCGAGUUGUUCAUCAUACUAUUCUCUUUCUUCUUCAGGAGAGUUUGAGAGCGAUAUCGAAGUUCAGGACGAGGCUGUGGGAUAUCAUCGUGAAAAUCAAAAGAAAUCGGAGAAGAAGCUUGUUGAGGUAUCAGCCAAAGGAUUGAAAUCUAGAAAGGAGGCUUCUCAAACACAUUCAAGGGGGAAAUUAGAUGAGACCGACAAUGGGAUGAGUUCUACUUUUCGCAAACAGGUCUAUGAGCAAGAGGGCAAAUCAAAUCAGACUGUGGCUUUAACCCGCCGAAGGCGAAAGCAGUAUAGUCAAACUGGUGGAAGGGUGUCUGAAUCGAGGAGGAAUUUUGAAGAAGAUACAGAAAUUCAUGAGAUUCAUGUCAACGACAUGGAAAUGAAUUCCAAAAAUCAAAAGGUCUUAAGUGGAAAGGAGGAGGACAACAGAGUCAUCUCAGUUCGAACUGAUACUGGAAGAGAAAAUAUCGAGAGAAGUACUCAGCAACUGAAUGAAAGGUCAGGAAUUCGGUACACUGGUGAAGAGAGAACUCUGGAAAUGCUGAGGCAGUCUAAGUAUAGUAGUGGACCGGACGAAGACAGAAAUGAGCUCCGGGAUUCAGUCCAGGAGAUAAACGAACAGCGUCGCCGAGCAGAAGAGAAGAUGUCUACACGAACCGGCUUGAGACAGAGAACUGAUCACGUCUCCCAAAUAUCAGAAAUUCAUAAUACGGAUAUUAGAAAUACCUCUGUCUCACUUGUUGAAAACUGUAUAAGAAACCAAGAAGCGCACACUAGUUUGGUGUCUGGGCUGCACUCAGAAGCAGGAAAGCAACAUUAUCGUAUGGAUCAAAUUCCUUCUCGAGAGACGCAGUCCAACAAAAAUUCUGUCUCUGUAUCACCUACAAGUGAUGUAAUAAGAGUUACAGAAUCCCAGAGAACUUCUGAAACGAGGAUAAGUGGUCAAGAAAGUACUUCAAUCGUGCAAUUGGGUUUCGGAGAGGCCUCAAGUUCACAAUCAUCUUUGACUUCGGUUUCGCAGAAUAGAUUACAGCAGGUAAAUCUGGAUUCCGAGGAGAUGCGCCCUUCACAAACAGUCUUGAUUCCUCCUCCAUCUCAAUCGGUUAACAGAGGCUCGGGGCAUAGUUUUCAGACUGGUGGAGCUACAAUUCAAGAUGUUUCCUAUGGGACUUCAGAAAGCCCUUAUGACUCUGUCCCUGAAAAUCCAGAGGGAGGAACUCAUAUAAAUAGCGGCUCUGCUGGAGAACUAAUGAGAAUUACGGCACACGAAGAUGCUCUAGGUUCAGCUGAAAGGUUGGAGCAAUCCUCAGAGCAACUUAUCGGGGAGUUUAUGGAGAAGGCCGAGUAUGUAGCCUCAAGUUCAGAGACCCAGGGGGAAAAGGCCGAAAGUUUGAAGCGACGGAACUCAAGGCAAUCUGGGGGUUCAGGAGGAAAGGGACCUUCAGAUGAAAUGUGGGUCACAGAUUCUGCUCGGGGAACUCCUCAACCAGGAGUGGCGGAAAGCACUGCAGCAGGUGGAAAUGAUAUUGUUAAAAGGAGUGGCAGGUCGUUGUGGAGUAUUAUUGCAGAUAUUGCUCGACUUAGGUGGAGUCCUCGAGCUGGAAGCCCUGACUCGGUUGCAAAGCCGUCUGGAAAGAGUUCACCGGAUGAGUCAGUUAGUACUGCAACAUGGUUUUCCGGCCGUGAACACCAUGAUGGAAGCAGUGAUGAUAAUGCGAAAGGGGAAAAACCCGUUUCGCUACAAGAAGCUGCAUCUCCAUAUCAGCUAGAGGUUGGACAAACUCCCUCUGGAAAUCAAUCUGAAUCUUCCAGUUCCAUGAAACUGAGACCGCAAUCCGGGAGGCAUGAAGUGUCUGUAUCAUCACCAUCUUCCGGGAAACUAGAACUUGGCUCGGCAUCCAUCCGCUUGUCGUCCAUGUCUGGUGAUCAAAGUGUUGGUAAGGAUGAAAAGUUCGAGACUCGUCUUCCUGAAACAGGUGCGACAGAAACACCGCUACUACUGCCAGGUCGAAGCCUGAGAAGGUCUCCCGUUAUAAAGGAGCCAUCAGAAUCUAGUCCUGCCGGCCAAAAUGCUGGUAGAAAAGAAGGAAGAAGCUUCCAAACUCACGUUCCUGCCACUGGGACAGUACAAAAGCCAUCAUUACAACCAGGUCACAGCCUGAUAUCUCCUGUUACACAGGAAUUCCCUCCGUUGCCUCAUCUCACUAUGGUGCCUGGUAGUAGCAGCUCGAGAGAACAAGAGGAACAACAGCCUGUAAGUGCAAGAUCCCACGAGGAAACAGCGAAAGAUUCUGUGUCGAAACAGAAGAAAUUUCAGAGGAACAUGCAGGUUGUGAAGGACAGAUUUGACGAGUGGGAAGAAGCAUACAGACAAGAAGCAGAGAGGAGAAAGAUUGAUGAAAUGUUCAUGAGGGAAGCAUUGGUAGAAGCGAAGAAAGCUGCUGAUAUGUGGGAAGUGCCUGUCGGGGCUGUGCUUGUGCAUGAUGGGAAGAUUAUUGCACGUGGUUGUAACCUAGUGGAGGAGUUGAGGGAUUCAACCGCUCAUGCGGAAAUGAUUUGCAUUCGAGAAGCUUCACAAGUACUCCGAUCAUGGAGGCUUGCAGAUACGACACUGUAUGUAACACUGGAACCAUGUCCGAUGUGUGCUGGAGCAAUACUUCAAGCAAGGGUCAAAACUCUCGUGUGGGGUGCUCCCAAUAAGCUCCUCGGAGCAGAUGGCAGCUGGAUCAGGCUGUUUCCGGGGGGAGAGGGGAACGAUGGAUCGGACAAGCCAGCGGCUCCAGUCCAUCCAUUCCACCCAAAAAUGACGAUCCGGAGGGGAGUUCUUGAAUCAGAAUGUACAGAGUCAAUGCAGCAGUUCUUUCAGCUCCGGAGAAAGAAGACAACAGACAAUAAGACAACAGACAAGAACUCAGACCUUCCUGCUGUUCAUCAUCAUCAUCAUCAUCAUCAUCAUCCUUCGAAACUCCUUAACAAGAUGCAUCAGAUCUUACCCUUCUUCUGUAUUUAGUGUCAUCUCUCUUACACACCCAGAUGAGAGCGCGUGAGUUUGAUCGUUGAGAUUCUCUGAGUUGUAUAUUUUUAUCCACGUUCGUGUGUUGUCUUUUGUCAAAAAAUGCGGAAGAGACCAGGCAGGGUUAUAUUUGUAAUGCUGUUCGUUACUGUCA
Tarenaya hassleriana is the source of this 4247-nucleotide messenger RNA. RefSeq names its product tRNA(adenine(34)) deaminase, chloroplastic. The coding region runs from base 161 to 4090 and encodes 1309 amino acids. The record is from RefSeq and is a predicted model, not a curated record. Gene Ontology annotation, biological process: tRNA wobble adenosine to inosine editing. Gene Ontology annotation, cellular component: chloroplast. The transcript has 4 exons. Gene Ontology annotation, molecular function: tRNA-specific adenosine deaminase activity. Lineage: Eukaryota; Viridiplantae; Streptophyta; Magnoliopsida; Brassicales; Cleomaceae.